GUUCCACUAUAUGUACCUAAUAUAUAGCCUACUAGACUAUGAGUGGCAUGGUAACCGAGUAGGCACGUUGGUAGCAGUCUUUAAUGAUACCUAAGUACUGGUAUAAACAAGCUAUAGUGACUUGCAGUCGUGUUUAGAAGACACUACGGGACAUACAUACCUACGACGACAUACCAUGUAGCUAUUUUACGUCAGUACAAUGGUACAUGUGCACGCAACUGCCACUCAAACCCUGCACAAACUUCACCUGCCACAUCCCCCAUGCCUUUAGCUUCUUUCUUCCUUCAACUUCUUUUCCCACUUCUGCACUCAAUUCUAUCUUCAAUUCGAGAUGGCAGAACCUUGGGAGAAUACCGAGUUGUGCGAAGGCUAUGUCUCGCUCAAACGACCUGAGAUCGCAGCUUAUCCUGCUGCGAUGAUAGGGAGGCUUCGAUGCCAGAGGCCGUGGCAUGGCAAGAUUCUAUUGCCGUCGGAGGUGAAAGAGCCACGAGAGGAGAAUCCAGAUUAUCUGGAAAGCGACGAUCUUGAUUGCCUGAUCAUUUUAUUCAGGAUGCUGACCGGCUCAAAUUUUAGUCAGGCAAACAUCAAAAAUGUCCUCGUCACAUGUGCGAUGCAUGACUUUGGCUACGAUCGUCACGCGGACUACCAAGUCAAGGGAAUGCUUGUGUCUAGGCUGUUUCCCGAAUAUCUCCACGACAAGCAGAUCCUACAGUCCAAGUUGACUUUUCAAAAUCUGUUCCAACAUGAAGCCGUGAGGAAGCUGAUCCUGGCGGCUCCAUGUUUCGAGUUGAAGGAUCGUCGACUUCUCCUCAGCGACGUAAACACCCCUUCUUCCUUCGAUGAAAUGGAAAUCUGCCCCCGUGAAGACUUAAUCGAUACACAGGAAGUCAAAUGGGAUGGCAUUUCGACCCUGGAACAAGCAGUCUCGGAGCAAUCAUUCUAUUGCGACCCGAAGGCCAAGAAUGGUACUAUGAUCGCUCGACGAUACUGUACCCUCCCAUUGUUUAUCCGAGUCAUGUUUACUCCUGACAAGGAUCACCCAAGACGAUUUAAAGAUGUCCAACGAUUCCAGCUAAAAACUGAGUAUAUACAAACAACCGACGAUUGUUCUAUGAAAGUCGUCAUGUCGGACAUUAGAUACCACCUUUUCAUGGUAGUCAAGCUGGAUCCACGAAACAUUUCACCAAAUUCAGCCGAGAUACGAGUAUAUGACAUUGGUGGCCAAAUGCUUGUGCCCAGACUUGAAAGCAAGAUCGAUCAUCGAGAUCUUGUAGGGGAAAAGCUUAAACCAGACAGCAUGUGGUCAGUGGGAGACCCCUCUCUCAACUUCAUGUUGUUCUAUAAGAAAUGGUCUCCUUUGCCAGAAGAGCGUCAUCGGGCGAGAUACUGCCUGGCCGAGCAUCGACCACUAUCUCCGAUACGCCCAGGUGAAUUACCAGGACGAGAACCAUCUGUACCACCGGAACCUGAAUCGGCAAAAGAUAACACAAUAGACGGUCGCUAUAAUCAUGAUGCGCCUCCUGAUCCCGUUACUGAUAGGGGAGAUAGGCAGUUGACGACGGCUACCGGUCGUGUAACGCUGUCUGGGUCACCAGCUAGUAUGAUCGGGGUGCUUCAGAGACUACAACUACCACCGGAUGAGAUGAUCGAAGUGUUUAUCAGAGACACGCCAAAUGAGCGCACACCAGCAGGAAAUCAGAGAAGUCGUAACACCAGAGGCAAUCGCAAUAAUGCACCAACCAAUUAGGUCAUUAUACACUCGAGUGUUAGUAACCGUGCUCAGCAUGUGACUUAACGAUCACUCAUCUUCUAAGCGUAAUACACACAAAUCGAGCUUUAGCCGGAAGGUGUUAUGGCCUAUAGCAGGCGAGAAGGAUGGGGGAUGCAUUGAGCAUGGAUUUGAGGGCACCAAUUGAGCUACCGUGAUCA
Messenger RNA from Xylaria bambusicola, 1929 nucleotides. RefSeq lists its product as uncharacterized. The coding region runs from base 332 to 1747 and encodes 471 amino acids. The transcript is spliced from 2 exons. Lineage: Eukaryota; Fungi; Ascomycota; Sordariomycetes; Xylariales; Xylariaceae. The record is from RefSeq and is a predicted model, not a curated record.